CAACGCUUUAAUCGUGUGCCUUGCGUAGAUUGAUCGCCACGGUCCACGUCUUCCUCCGGUGCGUCUCACGCACCAACACCUGCUCCCAGCCGCGCGCCGUACUGCACCGCGUAUGAUGGCUAGAGCGGCCGAGCACGUCGUCGUCCCCGUCCGCGGCAUGGAGGAACUAGGCGACGAUGGCGACGUGGCCCUCGGCUACCCGCUGAUCGACGAAGGUGACCGGAGGAAGCCGGCCGCCGCCGUGGGUUACCCGCUGCCGCCCCAGGGAAGGGAGCCACGACCGUCGUCGGCGACAAGACCACCUCCCCCCGACUACUGCGACUACUGCUGCAAUAUGUUCACCCUGGGUUUUGUGGUCACCUUCGGGCUUGUAUUGGUCACCGACUUUUUCCUGGCCAUCUUUCUACAGAAACAACCGAAUCCCUUGUUGGUGUUGAUAUGCCUCCCCUUCAUUUUCGUAAUCUUUGCUGGACUCGUCGUGUUGAUUAUUAUAUGUUGUGCAGCGUCAAAGCUCAGAGAUAGAGAGUCAGGUGGGCUAGGUCCAACUUGAUGAGAGCUGCCACAUCUGUUGUAAAUUCUUUAUACCUAGCAAUUAUUAUACCUAAAGAGUCCAGCAAAGAUUAAUGUUCAGAGGGCCCUGAUAUCAACGGACUGCCUGGCUACUGUCAAACACAUUAAGGAGCACUAUACCUGGGCACUAGUAUGGUGCUGGUGGAGGAGAUCAAGUCCAAGCUCUUGAUCUUCAAUUCUUCAGACUUAAUUCAUGUAACUCGCGAAUGUAAUAAGGAGGCUCAUUUACUUGCUAAAGCUGCAACUUCCUUAACCCCGGGAUGCCAUCUUUGGCUAACGGGAAGACCUGACAUAGUUUGUAUCC
This is a messenger RNA of Triticum aestivum (bread wheat), 874 nucleotides long. RefSeq lists its product as uncharacterized. The coding region runs from base 113 to 550 and encodes 145 amino acids. Lineage: Eukaryota; Viridiplantae; Streptophyta; Magnoliopsida; Poales; Poaceae. The transcript is spliced from 2 exons. The record is from RefSeq and is a predicted model, not a curated record.